AUGGCUCGAUUCUUACUCAUGUUCAGCCUGCCUCUCGCAGCCUGGUGUCAGUUGAAUGCUCUACCCUCUCCCCCUGGGUCAAAGGUAUACGUCAGUGAAUUUCCCCUGACGGACCAUUCGCGUGUUGACCCACUGGCGCCGUGCUGCAACGAAUCUCGCCGGCUGAUGUUGUCCCUCUUCCAGCCAGCCAACUGCAGCCAGACACAUCAAAUCCCAUACAUGCCACCUGCAACGGCAGCGUCCCACGAUGCCAUGUUCGGCUUUUUGGGAAUACCGAACGGGACGUUCGAAUCCUUCCGCCUCGAGACGUGUCCCGCACCUCCCAAGAAUACCGACUUUCCCGUAUUGCUAUUCUCGACAGGAGCGGGGACUUCCCGCCUGGUAUACAGCGUCCUCUGUCAGUGGGUCGCUUCCAUGGGGUUCAACGUCAUUUCGAUCGACCACACCUACGACGCUCCAAUAGUGGAAUUUCCAGAGGGCACCAUCAUUCCAGCCGCCAACCUAACGCUUCUAGAGGAUCUGGAAAAAGUGCUUACCGUCAGGACUGCGGAUGUGCUUUCCGUGUUGAAGGCGAUCUCCAAUUCCACCACGACAAAGGAACUUGGGAUACCGCUCUUCAGGACCAAGCGUGUGGGAGUGUUCGGACACUCUCUGGGCGGCGCAACUGCCGCAGACGCGAUGCUGCUGGACACCAGGCUUGUUGGAGGCUUGAACAUGGACGGUAGUGUCUAUGGGCAAGCGGUGAAUAAGACCCAGAAAAACCCCUUCACGAUCUUCGCGGCACAGCACCAUAAUCAAUCCAGCGACGCGACUUGGGCUGCGUUCUGGCAACAAUUGAAAGGAAUCAAAUUGCAACUCGAGGUCAAUGGCUCAAUGCAUGGCACAUUCGUUGACUAUCCUGUGUUGGCCAACAGCCUAGGCAUCAAUUCGACCUCGGUGCCUGCCGUAGCAGAGUUCAUUGGGAGUAUCGGCGGUGCCAGAAUGUUCAAUAUCCUCCGAUCAUAUAUUGGAGGCUUCUUCCAAGAGGUGCUGGGGUCGAAACAGGUCAAGCUGCUCGAGGGCCCGAGCCUGCAGUUUCCCGAAGUAUCGUUUAUGAACCGAUCACUGAGCACAGCAGCAACAACUUGA
This is a messenger RNA of Cladophialophora carrionii CBS 160.54, 1128 nucleotides long. RefSeq lists its product as uncharacterized. The coding region runs from base 1 to 1128 and encodes 375 amino acids. Gene Ontology annotation, molecular function: 1-alkyl-2-acetylglycerophosphocholine esterase activity. The record is from RefSeq and is a predicted model, not a curated record. The transcript has a single exon. Lineage: Eukaryota; Fungi; Ascomycota; Eurotiomycetes; Chaetothyriales; Herpotrichiellaceae.